ACGUGUCACGGCGUAAUUGGCAGAUCUGCCGUUACUUUCACGCAAUCUCAAACAAUUUUAGGCUAUAAAUUCGAAAGCCCAUUAACACAUUACUCAUAUAUUCAGAUAAACUUUUGAUUCUUCUCAGAGAAAAGAAACCCCUAGCACACUCAAUCAAGAUGCAAAUUUUCGUUAAGACCCUCACUGGCAAGACCAUCACUCUCGAAGUUGAGAGUUCGGAUACCAUAGACAAUGUUAAGGCAAAGAUUCAAGACAAGGAAGGAAUCCCUCCAGACCAGCAGAGGCUCAUUUUUGCUGGCAAGCAACUAGAGGAUGGCCGUACUCUUGCAGAUUACAAUAUCCAGAAGGAAUCUACCCUCCACUUGGUGCUCCGUCUCCGUGGUGGUAUGCAAAUCUUUGUCAAGACCCUCACAGGAAAGACCAUUACCCUUGAGGUGGAGAGCUCUGACACCAUUGACAAUGUCAAGGCCAAGAUCCAGGACAAAGAAGGCAUUCCACCAGACCAACAGAGGCUCAUCUUUGCUGGCAAACAGCUUGAAGAUGGCAGAACUUUGGCUGAUUACAACAUCCAGAAAGAAUCCACCCUCCAUCUUGUGUUGAGACUUCGUGGUGGUAUGCAGAUUUUUGUGAAGACCCUGACUGGAAAGACAAUUACGUUGGAGGUAGAGAGCUCAGACACAAUUGACAAUGUGAAGGCCAAGAUACAGGACAAGGAGGGCAUUCCACCAGACCAGCAAAGGCUCAUUUUUGCUGGAAAGCAGCUCGAAGAUGGCAGAACUUUGGCUGAUUACAACAUCCAGAAAGAAUCAACCCUCCAUCUUGUUUUGAGGCUUCGUGGUGGUAUGCAGAUUUUUGUCAAAACCCUCACCGGAAAGACAAUUACUUUGGAGGUAGAGAGCUCAGACACAAUUGACAAUGUGAAGGCCAAGAUACAGGACAAGGAGGGUAUCCCUCCAGACCAGCAAAGGUUGAUUUUUGCUGGAAAGCAACUUGAAGAUGGCCGAACUUUGGCUGAUUACAACAUUCAGAAAGAGUCCACCCUUCACCUUGUCCUUCGUCUGAGGGGAGGUAUGCAGAUCUUUGUAAAGACUUUGACCGGAAAAACCAUUACCUUAGAGGUAGAAAGUUCAGACACAAUCGAUAAUGUGAAGGCAAAAAUUCAGGACAAGGAGGGAAUCCCACCAGAUCAGCAGAGAUUGAUCUUUGCUGGGAAGCAAUUGGAGGAUGGAAGGACCCUUGCUGACUACAACAUUCAGAAGGAGUCUACUCUUCACCUUGUUUUGCGCCUUCGUGGUGGAUUUUAGCUUUUUAUGUUUCAGUCUUUAGCUUUUAUGUUUCAGAACUUAUGUAUUGGGUUUGUAAUGGCCCUGGAAACUGUUGUUUGUGAUGUGGUUUGUGUAUGACUAUGCUCUAGUUUUACUUAAUGAUGUGGUUUGUGUAUGACUAUGCUCUAGUUUUACUUAAUGAAUGUGGACAAUUUGUUGGUU
Molecule: messenger RNA, 1487 nt
Organism: Vicia villosa (hairy vetch)
Lineage: Eukaryota; Viridiplantae; Streptophyta; Magnoliopsida; Fabales; Fabaceae
Product: polyubiquitin
Exons: 2
Coding region: 159-1304 (381 amino acids)
Biological process (GO): protein ubiquitination; modification-dependent protein catabolic process
Cellular component (GO): nucleus; cytoplasm
Molecular function (GO): protein tag activity; ubiquitin protein ligase binding
Source: RefSeq, a predicted model, not a curated record